AUGGCACCUAAAUCGCAAUUAACACUAACCACCGAUGCCUCCGAUGACGCCAUUGGUGCCGUGUUACAUCAGAUUGUCAACGAGCAGACGCAACCAUUGGGUUUCUUCUCCAAGAAAUUCACACCGACGCAAAAGAAGAACAGCACCUACGAUAGAGAACUGACUGCCAUUAUCAGGCUAUUUUGCACUUCAAGUUCGCAUUGGAGAAUGGAUUUAAGCCUUCAGUUGAUAACUGAUACGUAUUCUCUGUUUUCGCAAUUUAAUAUAUAUGUACCCCAAGAAGAUUAUGAUAAAGUUGAAGGAUUACAAUUAAUGUUUAAUAAAAUGCUCGAAAAUGCUAAAAAGGUGUCUGAUCGUAUAUCAGAAAUGGAAGAACCCCUUCUAAGAGAACUUAAUGAUGGAAUUGCUUCUUUUGUUCAAGAGUUUGAUGAGUUUAAUCGGGACUUUGAAGCUAAUGGACCAAUGGUGGAGGGUAUUUCUGCUAAAGAAGCAAGCGAUCGGGUCUUUCUUUUUCAAAAUCGAUUUGAUGAACUAUGGAGAAAGUAUGAAAUGUAUAGCAGCGGCGAAAAACUUUUUGGACUGCCCAUCACCGAUUAUCCAUUACUUCAUCAGCGUAAGAGAGAGUUUAAUUAUCUUAAUCGACUCUACUCUUUAUAUAUCCAAGUAUUGAAAACUAUAUCGGAUUAUUAUGAAAUGCCUUGGACGGAAGUGAAUAUUGAAAAAAUUAGUGCUGAGCUCGCCGAUUUUCAGCUCCGUUGCAGAAAGCUCCCAAAAGGAAUGCAGUCAUGGCCAGCAUUUAUAGACUUAAAAACGAAAAUUGAUGACUUUAAUGAGACAUGUCCUUUACUUGAGCUAAUGACAAAUAAAGCAAUGAAAGAGAGACAUUGGAUUCGAUUAAAUGCCCUGUUUAAAACUGACUUUGACCCUACUAAUCCUAAAUUUACCCUAGGAAAACUACUUGAAGCUCCAAUUCUUAAAUUUAAAGAAGAUGUUGAGGACAUCUGUGUAGGAGCUAGUAAGGAAUUGGAUAUCGAAGCAAAACUAAAACAAAUUAUUUUCGACUGGUCCUCAGUAAAUUUACAGCUUGGUCAAUUUAAAAACAGAGGAGAUCUCGUUCUUAAAGGUGGAGAAACUUUGGAAAUAAUAGCAUCAUUAGAAGACAGUUUGAUGAUAAUGAACUCUCUUGUAUCAAAUAGAUACAAUGCACCCUUUAAAAAGGAAAUUCAAUUAUGGUUAUCAAAGCUAGUUAAUACUGGAGAUAUAUUGGAAAAGUGGCUUAUGGUGCAAAACCUUUGGAUAUAUUUAGAAGCCGUUUUUGUUGGUGGUGAUAUAUCUAAGCAGUUACCAAUGGAAGCCAAACGUUUUACGAACAUAGACAAAAGUUAUGUAAAAAUUAUGAUGCGUGCUCGCGAAAUACCAAAUGCGGUUGAAUGCUGUACAGGGGACGAGUCUUUAGCUACCACACUUACAUGGUUAUUAGAUCAAUUGGAAACUUGUCAAAAAAGUUUGACUGGUUAUUUAGAAUCGAAAAGACUACUUUUUCCUCGAUUUUUCUUUGUUUCAGAUCCGGUUUUACUGGAAAUACUUGGACAGGCUUCUGAUCCAACAUCAAUACAGCCCCAUCUUUUAAGUAUAUUUGAUGCUAUAGCCACCGUCGACUUUCAAGAAAAAACUAUUGAUAUUAUCGAAUCAAUGAAUUCUAUGAACCGUGAAAAGGUUAAAUUUGAAAAUAAUGUUCAAUGCAUUGGAAGUGUCGAGAUAUGGCUUGGUCGGCUUCUUAAAGAAAUGCAGGAUACUGUUCGAACAAUACUAGCUGGCAUGUCGGUUAGUUUAAAUGACCCAGAAUUUAAUUUUGCUGAGGAAUUUGCUGGAUUUUGCGGCCAAGCAGGAGUAGUGGGAGUUCAACUUCUUUGGACAAAGGAUUCCGAAUAUGCUUUACGUAAAUGUCGCUCUGACAAAACUAUAAUGAAACGCACAAAUAACAAAUUUUUAGUUCUUUUAAACUUUUUUAUCGAUUUAACUGUAAAGGACCUAACGUCCCUAGAUAGAAUUCGCUUUGAGACUAUGGUAACAAUUCAUGUACAUCAACGAGAUAUCUUUGACGAUUUGUGUACCCAACGUAUUAAAUCAGCAGGAGAUUUUGAGUGGCAAAAGCAGGCACGGUUUUAUUACAAUGAAGACAAUGAUGAUGUAAUAGUUGGAAUAACAGAUGUUAAUUUUAUAUAUCAAAAUGAGUAUCUUGGCGUAACUGAGCGCUUAGCAAUCACUCCACUAACAGAUCGGUGUUACAUUACUUUAGCCCAAGCAGUUGGAAUGUGUAUGGGCGGGGCACCUGCUGGCCCCGCUGGAACUGGAAAAACUGAAACAACUAAGGAUAUGGGUCGCGCAUUAGGAAAAUUAGUAGUUGUAUUUAAUUGCUCCGACCAAAUGGACUUUCGUGGCUUGGGUCGAAUAUAUAAGGGUCUGGCUCAAUCUGGAUCAUGGGGGUGCUUUGAUGAAUUUAAUCGAAUUGAAUUACCAGUUCUUUCAGUUGCAGCUCAACAAAUAUAG
Molecule: messenger RNA, 2550 nt
Organism: Drosophila ananassae
Lineage: Eukaryota; Metazoa; Arthropoda; Insecta; Diptera; Drosophilidae
Product: dynein axonemal heavy chain 5-like
Exons: 3
Coding region: 1-2550 (849 amino acids)
Molecular function (GO): ATP binding
Source: RefSeq, a predicted model, not a curated record